AUGCCCGAAAUGGAAUAUCUCAUCCGCUUCUCUCAGUCUCACGAGACUUUUCGUCUCCCCGAGAUUGAGGCCCUAGCAAUAGUAGAAGGCAUCGAUCUCAAAGUCAUCUCAUACAGUCUAGAGUCCCCCUUCUGUAUAGUCUCCCUCCCCUCCUCCAGUGCCGCCAGGCGCCUCAUCGCUCGCUCCAUCCUCGUAAUCUCCAUCCACGAGCUCUGGGGCCACGGCGCCACCCUCCCGGAAGUCCACAGCUCCGUCCGCUCUCACACCGAGCCCUUAUGGUCCCAAUACUUGUCCUGCUCCUUCAAGUUCACCAUCGACUCCUACCAAGGCUCUCGCACCAACGACCAAAAACUCUCCAUCAUCAACUCCUUCGCCUACCUCGGAUUCGCCGGCCCGAUCAAGAUGCGCAACCCCGACGAUGAAUUCAUCCUGUUUGAAGACUGGCCAUGGAACUCUACACCUCUCGGCAUCCCCGAUCCAAAGUACUACUACUUUGGUCGGUACCUGGGUACUUCUUCCCGGGAGACGCUGCCCAAAAAGUUGGACCUCAAAAAGAGGAGAUACAUCUCCACGACCUCCAUGGACGCCGAACUAGCCCUGGUCACGGCCAACAUUGCCCUGGCGGCACCGGGAAAACUGAUCUACGACCCCUUCGUCGGCACCGGUUCCUUCCCGAUUGCCUGCGCGCAAUUCGGCGCUUUGACGUUUGGGUCCGAUAUAGACGGGCGCAGCAUCCGAGGUGACGAGAAGAAGAGGACCCUGAGGGGGAACUUUGAGCAAUACGGCCUUACCCAAAACUUGGGCGGAAUGUUCACUGCUGAUUUGACCAACACGCCUAUACGCAAAUCUGCCCUUGGCACUUCCACUUCUGCCUCCUCCUCCUCCUCCUCCUCCUCCUCCUCCUCCUCUUCCUCCUCCCCCGCUGGACAACCAAAAAGUGACGGGGUAAGCGGCAGGAUAUUCGACGCGGUAGUGUGCGACCCGCCCUACGGGGUGCGCGAAGGGCUGAAGGUGUUGGGGGUCAAGGACCCGGAGAAGUGUCCGUGGGUGAUCCCCAAGGGCAUGGAGAUGUACAAGGAUCCGGAUUUCAUCCCGCCUAGGAAGCCAUACAGCUUUUUGUUGAUGUUGGAUGAUAUCCUGCAGUUCUCGGCGCAGACGCUGGUGGAUGGGGGCCGACUGUCGUUCUGGAUGCCGACAGCGAAUGACCAGGAUCAGGAGAUUCCGGUACCGCAGCAUCCUUAUAUGGAGGUUGUGGCUGUUUGUGUGCAGGACUUCAACAAAUGGUCCCGACGAUUAAUAACAUACUGCCGUAUUCCCGAUGCCCAAGUUGAGGCUGCAGCCAUCAAGGCAUAUGAGCAGGCCAAGGCAGAACGGGCCGUCGAAGAAGGCAAGACGGCGGACGACCUGAACCCCUUCCGUAACGCCUACUUCAAGGGGUUCAAAAACUGAUUUCACAUAUCAACACUCUGCCUUGCCAGCUUGUUGCACGGCUACGCAUGUGAAACACAUAUGUGUACGCUCUUCCAGUUGUGUUCCAUUCAGAUACCCCCAUGAAGAUUUAGACAUGUACAAGAAAUGAGUCUCUGCACCGGACAGCCUGAGAUAUGGCGGAUCCUGCUUUGACUGGCAUUCGUCCACCUUCGGUUCCCGUUCAUGCUGACUCUACGCUUUAUACGCCAUGCCUCCACCUGAUGAAUGAUAAAGAACCUCAUCAUGGCUUAUGAGACUAAAACCCCAGGCCCUGUUACUUCCUUGACCCUUCGCUGACUCCUCGUAACAAUGCGUGCGUGUGUGGUAUGUAGAUGUCCUCCUUCGAGUGUCUCUGUUGUCCGUCAAAAUAGACUGCGCUCACGCCCCUGAGAAAAACGCACAACAUGUCAAAUUAGUAACAACUGGUAUCAGACCCCGAUCCCAAACCAGAUAAGCAAUAACAGCAACAUGAGAAGCAAAUGACAUCAUGCGACGGUAUGAAGA
Neurospora tetrasperma FGSC 2508 is the source of this 1974-nucleotide messenger RNA. RefSeq lists its product as uncharacterized. The record is from RefSeq and is a predicted model, not a curated record. NCBI's taxonomy places the organism in Eukaryota, Fungi, Ascomycota, Sordariomycetes, Sordariales, Sordariaceae. Bases 1 to 1449 code for a protein of 482 amino acids. Gene Ontology annotation, cellular component: cytoplasm. Gene Ontology annotation, molecular function: nucleic acid binding. Gene Ontology annotation, biological process: methylation. The transcript has 3 exons.